This is a messenger RNA of Funneliformis geosporum, 306 nucleotides long. Lineage: Eukaryota; Fungi; Glomeromycota; Glomeromycetes; Glomerales; Glomeraceae. The record is from the annotation of a GenBank genome assembly.
AUGCAAAGACAUAAACAGAAUGGAAUGGCAGAAUUGAAGUACCGCCGGCUGGUGGAACUUAAUCAAAGACUUCGUGAAGAUUUAGACCGUCCCCGAGUACGAGUCAGUGAAGCUAGUACAAGGAUUAUUAAGCAAUUCAAUAAUUUGAGAUUAACUAUUUUGCAUGGAAAUGUCACAUUUUAUAGUUUAAUUCGAUAUUGCAAGAAUACUAGAGACUUCUUAGUACCAUCCGUUUGGGGACCAGUUGAUAAACGAGACGAUCCUUAUGCACCAUCCGGUGGUGGAUGCAACUGUAUAAUUAUGUAA